This is a messenger RNA of Fulmarus glacialis (Northern fulmar), 1201 nucleotides long. RefSeq names its product cerebral cavernous malformation 2 (gene CCM2). Lineage: Eukaryota; Metazoa; Chordata; Aves; Procellariiformes; Procellariidae. The transcript has 11 exons. The record is from RefSeq and is a predicted model, not a curated record. Gene Ontology annotation, biological process: heart development; vasculogenesis. The annotation marks the transcript as partial.
AUGGGUGGAUCAGAGCUUGACAUCGGGGUGGUGAUUCCAAGAAACGUAGUGUCUUCCUGGGUGGAAGCAGCGGGUACUUCAAUGGAGAACGAGCCUGGAAUAGUGUCUCCUUUCAAACGAGUCUUCCUGAAGGGCGAAAAAGGUCGGGAUAAAAAAGCCCAGGAGAAGGUUACGGAGAGACGGCCCCUGCAUACGGUGGUGGUGUCCCUGCCUGACCGCGUCGAACCAGACGUGCUGCUGAAUGACUACAUCGAGAAAGAAGUGAAGUAUUUAGGUCAACUCACAUCCAUCCCAGGGUACCUGAAUCCCUCCAGCCGCACGGAAAUCCUGCAUUUGAUCGAUAAUGCAAAGAGAGCACACCAGCUCCCGGGGCAGCUGACCCAAGAACACGAUGCUGUUAUCAGUCUCUCUGCCUACAACAUCAAGCUGGUGUGGAGGGAUGGAGAAGAUCUCAUCCUCAGGGUCCCCAUCCAUGACAUCGCGUCCGUUUCCUACAUCCGAGAUGACUCCUCUCACUUGGUCGUGCUGAAAACAGCUCAGGACCCCGGGAUCUCCCCAAGCCAGAGUCUCUGCGCCGAGAGCUCCAAAGCCCUUACUUCAGGCUCGCUGUCUGAGAGCGGGGUGGUUCCCAUCGAAGCUUGUUGCUUGGUGGUCCUGGCUACGGAGAACAAAGUGACUGCCGAGGAGCUGUGCUCACUUCUCAGCCAAGUCUUCCAGAUUGUUUACACUGAGUCCACGAUAGACUUCUUGGACAGAGCAAUAUUUGAUGGGGCGUCCACACCGACGCGGCACAUGUCCUUACACAGUGAUGACUCUUCUACAAAAGUGGAUGUUAAGGAAUCUUAUGAAACGGAAGCAAGCACUUUUUCCUUUCCAGAAACCUUGGAUGCAGGUGACAACUCCCCCUCUUCCUUCUCCACACAACAGUCUCCACACAUUAAGACAGUCAGCGAGAGCGAGCUGAGCACCACAGCGACAGAGCUGCUCCAGGACUAUAUGAUGACGCUCCGAACGAAACUCUCUUCCCAAGAGAUCCAGCAGUUCGCAAUGCUCCUGCACGAGUAUCGCAACGGGGCUUCGAUCCACGAAUUCUGCAUCAACUUGAAGCAGCUCUACGGGGACAGUAGAAAGUUCCUGCUCUUAGGUCUUCGCCCCUUCAUCCCCGAGAAGGACAGCCAACACUUCGAGAACUUCCUCGAGA